This is a messenger RNA of Chaetomium globosum CBS 148.51, 582 nucleotides long. RefSeq lists its product as uncharacterized. The record is from RefSeq and is a predicted model, not a curated record. The coding region runs from base 1 to 582 and encodes 193 amino acids. Lineage: Eukaryota; Fungi; Ascomycota; Sordariomycetes; Sordariales; Chaetomiaceae. The transcript has 2 exons.
AUGAAGCAAACCUUCCUCACCUUGUUCUACUGCCUAGUGGCGCUUUUGGGCGUGGGAUCGGCGGCUGGCGAUAGAAAGCCGCAUGCACCAAAAGCGCCUGGCCUUACUUACCUCUACACAGUCAACAUCACAGCUGGUGAAAUCUAUCCCGUCGGGCCGGGGCCGCGUGGCAUUCGUCUUGUGGUCCCCAUUGCAAGCGGCAACUUUGCCGGACCCAGGCUCAAAGGUGGGUUCAUGCCCGUCACGUAUGCUCCCAAGAGACUGAAUACCUCCCUGACCCCCCCCGUACCUCUAGGAACUGUAAUGCCCAUGGGCGGCGACUGGGCUCUGACCGACGGCAGAAACGCCAACGGGUCUCUCACCGUCGAUGUCCGGCAGACAUUCAAGACGGACGACGGCGCUUUCAUCCAGGUAUUUGAGACAGGCCAGCUCCAGCCCGACGGCCGUGCCUUUGUCCGCCUUGGUUUUGAAACUGGAAGUACCCAAUACGAGUGGCUCAACACGGUCGUGGCGCUGGGGAUUAUCCGCUCGGUCGGGACGGACGGGAUUACCAUUGAUACCUGGCAGAUGGUGGCACCGUGA